This is a messenger RNA of Cutaneotrichosporon cavernicola, 1473 nucleotides long. RefSeq lists its product as uncharacterized. Gene Ontology annotation, cellular component: membrane. Gene Ontology annotation, biological process: transmembrane transport. The transcript is spliced from 2 exons. Bases 1 to 1473 code for a protein of 490 amino acids. NCBI's taxonomy places the organism in Eukaryota, Fungi, Basidiomycota, Tremellomycetes, Trichosporonales, Trichosporonaceae. The record is from RefSeq and is a predicted model, not a curated record. Gene Ontology annotation, molecular function: transmembrane transporter activity.
AUGGGCGACUACUUGGACGACAGUAACCUUGCGAACAAGCAGCUCAAGGGCGACGACUUUACCGGCUCCUUCGACGACCUUGAGCUCGCCAGCGUCAACAUCAAGGCUGUCAUCCGCAAGUGUGAUAUUCGCAUCAUCCCCUGGGUGGCAUUCCUCUACCUCCUUUCCUUCCUCGACCGCUCCAACAUUGGAAAUGCCAACAUUUUCGGUCUCUCCAAGGAUCUUGGGCUCGACUCCAACCAGUACGCGGCAGCACUGGCCUGCUUCUUCAUCUUCUACGUCCUGUUCGAGGUGCCAAGCAACAUUGUUAUGAAGGCCUGGAGGCCGUCAAUGUGGAUCCCCAUCAUCAUGAUUUCGUGGGGUAUCGUGAUGAUUGGCAUGGGCUUUGUCCAGAACUUUGCCGGUCUCUUGGCCACCCGUAUCCUUCUCGGUGUGACAGAGGCGGGUUUGUUCCCCGGUAUCGCCUUCUUCCUUACCCAGUGGUACCGCCGCUUCGAGAUUUCGUUCCGUGUGGCGCUCUUCUUCUCGGCUGCGACCAUCGCCGGCGCCUUUGGUGGUCUUCUUGCCCGUCUCAUCAACCUCAUGGACGGCGUGGGUGGUUACGAGGGCUGGCGCUGGAUCUUCAUCCUUGAGGGUGUCGCGACCGUCAUCGCUGCCUUUGCGUCCUUCUGGUUAAUGCACGACUACCCCGACACCGCAAAGUUCCUUACGCCCGCCGAGCGCAAGGUCCUGGUGGACCGCCUGCGCCUCGACAACGACGGCUGCUCGCACGCGUACAAGAAGCGUUUCAUCCGGGAUGCCAUCCUCGACUGGAAGAGCUGGUUCUUUGGCGUCGCAUUCUUCUCCGCCGUCGUCCCCCUCUACUGCUUCUCCCUCUUCUCGCCUACCAUCAUCAACCAACUCGGCUACACGGCCGGCAAGGCGCAGCUCAUGUCCGUGCCGCCCUAUGUCGCGGCGUCGUUCAUGACCGUCUUUAUGGGUUGGCUUUCGGACCGUCUCAAAGUGCGUUCGCCCUUUAUCGUGUGUCUCGGUAUCGUUGGUGCAAUCGGGUAUGGUCUCCUCCUGGCAAACAUCUCCACCGGCGUCUCCUACUUUGCCCUCUUCUUCGCCGCGUGUGGCAUCUACCCAGCCUUCCCGAUCCUCGUCGCGUGGGGCUCGAACAACUUUGGUGGUUCUCUCAAGAAGAGCGUCGCGACCGGCAUCCUCAUUUGCAGUGGUAACUCUGGCGGUGUUGUCUCCUCAUUCCUCUUUCCCAAGGAGCACCAGCCGCGCUUCAUGAUGGGCCACGGCGUUUGCGUCGGGUUCUCAUGCCUCCUCUCCCUCUGCGGCGUCUUCUGGUGGACCUACGCCACUUACGCCAACAACAAGAAGACUGAGCGCAACGCCGCCCGUGGGCGCGAGUGGACCGCGGAGGAGAAGCUCGAGCUCGAGGACGAGGGCGACCACGUCGACUGGUUCUUCUACACUCGAUAG